AUGUUAAUACCUGACGAAUUAUCUUCCCCAUUUGACAAUAAUUCUUUGAUUAAGCUUGCUAGUGGCUUAGCGUUUUUUUCUCAAAUCAAUGAAAUCCAAGCAAAAGGUUACAAAGAUGUAGAGGAGAUAUUUGGUAAAGUUUCAGGUCAAUGUGGGAAUUUUCGUAAAUUUGUUACCGAUUCAGUUGAAGCGAGUUAUACUCUUCAGGAAUUCGCUGAAGAAGUUCUA
Messenger RNA from Acaulospora morrowiae, 228 nucleotides. Lineage: Eukaryota; Fungi; Glomeromycota; Glomeromycetes; Diversisporales; Acaulosporaceae. The record is from the annotation of a GenBank genome assembly.